UUUUACUGAUUUUCUUACACGGAUAUAUUAUUUUACGACUAACCAACGACCAAGUUCUUUAUAAAUUAAGCCUUAGAACGUUACCGGUAUUUUUUAGUAUCCGUGUUACUGUUUUUUGUCGAAUGCAAAAAACUAUGGUAUUUUUUUUAUAAUUAACAGUAUAAAGUUAUUCGAAAAUAUUGCUAAUACUAAAUAGCAUCUUGAAUUUGCUUUGCCUUGCACCAAAACUAGUCAGUAGUCAUAACCUAUAACAAGUUAACUACACUAAACCUACUACGGUUGAAUAUUUCAAUAAGCCUUCGGAUACAGUUCUGUAUUAUCAAAAAGGAUGAUGAUGCUGUACAGAAAAUUUCUAUUCAAACCACUGUGCAACCGUAUGCAACUACAUUCGGAAGCGUUAAAUAACAUUCAAAAGAGCAUACCGUGCGUUACGCCCAUAUUUAGAUUAGCAAAACAAUGGCCAAACAAAGUUGCCAUUAUAGACAAAUUCGGAGAACACACAUACUCUUCGAUAUACAACAGCAGCAUCGCAUUGUCCAAAGUGUUAGAAAAAUGUAUGAGAGGAGAAACACAAGAACGUGUUGCUAUACUGUGCCCAAACAAUGCGUCCUAUGUGGUGGCCCAAUGGGCCUCUUGGAUGAGCGGUCAAAUCGUGGUUCCGUUGAGCCCAUCGCAUCCAGCAUCUAUGCUCGAAUAUUUUCUUAACGACAGCGACGCUCAAGUUAUUGUGACAACAUCGGAAUUCGAGUCAACCAUACAACCUUUGACCGAAAAACUUCAACAAAAAUAUUUGAUUUUUGAAGACCACAUAAGUUUAAACUAUAAACCACUCGGCAAGACAUCGUUUGAGAAUGGCGACGAGGUCAAGCUGUUGGAAUGUCAAAAUGACGUUAGCGAUGAGCAAUUUUUCAAUUCCAACGCUAUGAUAAUCUAUACGUCUGGAUCAACGGGUCCGCCGAAAGGCGUUCUGCUAAGUCACAAGAAUUUGAAUGCGCAAAUAAAUAGUUUAAAAGAUUCUUGGGGCUGGACCAACAAAGACGUUAUUUUACACGCGUUGCCGUUGCAUCAUAUUCACGGUAUCGUCAAUGUUUUAAUGUGUUCACUACACUCCGGAGCUAGAUGCGUCAUGCUACCAAAGUUUGACGCCUCCGAUGUGUGGACUUGGUUACUGGCUAUCGAACAGUACUACGGGUAUAGAGUGAAUAUGUUCAUGGGCGUUCCUACUAUGUACGUCAAAUUGAUUGAAAAUUAUGAAAAAAUGUUUGAGAAGAACGACAGAAUGGUAGAAUACAUAAAAGCCGUCUGUUCUCAAAAAAUUAGAUUAAUGGUCAGUGGAUCCGCUCCGUUGCCUAGUACAGUUUUCGAUCGAUGGGAACAAAUUACUGGACAGAAACUAUUGGAAAGAUACGGUAUGAGUGAAAUAGGCAUGGCCCUCUCUAAUCCUCUGAAUGGCGAAAGGAGACCAGGUUUUGUCGGUCAUCCCCUGCCGGGCGUAAGCGUACGUAUUGUCAACGAUGACAACGUCUUGGUAGAAGGAAACAGUGUGGAAACAAAAGUAAUUGACCCCAAAGCCAAACAAAAGGACGGAAGUUUUGUAGGUACUUUGCAAGUGACGGGUGAUGCCGUUUUCAAGGGUUAUUGGCGUAAACCAGAAGCAACUAAAAAUGAGUUCACUGAAGACGGAUGGUUCAAAACAGGAGACACGGCAGAAUUCUCGGACAACAGUUAUAGGAUAUUGGGUCGGACGUCGGUAGAUAUAAUUAAGACCGGAGGAUACAAAGUUAGCGCUCUGUUUAUUGAGACCAUAAUGUUACAAAACAAAUUAAUUCAAGAUAUAGCCAUAGUCGGCCUGCCGGACAAUACGUGGGGUCAGAGAAUAGCAGCUCUGCUCGUGGUCAACAAUCAAGUUUCCCAAGAAAUGGAUAACAAAAAAAUAAUCAAAGAAUUGAAAACAUGGGCUGAAACGGUUUUGCCGCCGUACAGUAUACCGUCAGUGAUAAAACUUGUCGAACAAAUACCUAGAAACGCUAUGGGCAAAGUGGAUAAAAAAUCAUUGUUAACAAAAUCUUUUAAAGAAUAUCUAGAAGCGUACUCAACUAAAUAGUUUAUUUAUAAAUAUUACACACAAAUGAUUAUAGUUUAUUAUUUUACUUAUAUAACAUUAUUAAAUUAUAAACAUAAUGAGACUGUUACUUUUUCUUUUA
This is a messenger RNA of Adelges cooleyi (spruce gall adelgid), 2204 nucleotides long. RefSeq names its product malonate--CoA ligase ACSF3, mitochondrial (gene Acsf3). Gene Ontology annotation, biological process: fatty acid metabolic process. Lineage: Eukaryota; Metazoa; Arthropoda; Insecta; Hemiptera; Adelgidae. Gene Ontology annotation, molecular function: medium-chain fatty acid-CoA ligase activity. The transcript is spliced from 8 exons. The coding region runs from base 329 to 2104 and encodes 591 amino acids. The record is from RefSeq and is a predicted model, not a curated record.